UGGGGGGGUCCCAGGAUGGGCGAGAGGGAGCUUGAAAUGCAGCAUAAGAAACACAAGUUAAUGCACAGAGCAGCAGAGGCUGUUGUUGUUCUCAACGUGGUCCGCUCCCCGAGUACAAGAGCUGCAGCUCAGAGCCAGGCGCUCCAUUACCACAGAGCAGCUUUAACGCAGAGCAUCAGCGUCAAUCCAAGCGAGGUCCAAACACUGACCAUCAUGUCCCUAGAGCUGGAGGAGAACAUUCCCACCACUGAGGAGGAAGAUGAAGAAGAGGAGGAGGAGGAGGAAGGAGAAGAAGAAGAAGAUGCAACUCCAUCCAAGAGAGCUCCCAGCAAGAGGAACAAAGGGGCUGCAGUCACACCUGCCAAGAAAAAGAGCAAAAAGAAGAAGAACCAGCCUGGAAGGUACAGCCAGCUAGUGGUGGACACCAUCAGGAAGCUGGGCGAGAGAAAUGGAUCCUCUCUGGCCAAAAUCUACAGCGAGGCUAAGAAGGUGUCCUGGUUUGACCAGCAGAAUGGACGCACCUACCUCAAGUACUCCAUCAAGGCUCUGGUCCAGAAUGACACCUUACUCCAGGUCAAGGGAAUUGGGGCCAAUGGAUCCUUUAGGCUCAACAAGAAGAAGCUGGAGGGUCUCCCCGCUGAGAAGAAGGCUGCGCCCGCUAAACCGGCAGCCAAGAAGAAGGCAGCGCCUGUCAGCACUCCUAAAAGGAGCCACAAGAAGGCAAAGUCUAAGCCCAAACCCAAAAAGGAAAAGCCCAAAAAGGCAGUCAGCAGCCCUAAACCUGCACCUAAGAGCUCUAAGAAGAAGGCAGCUAGUGGUGGGAGCAAGAAGGUGAAGAAGACUGCAAAGCCUAGUGUCCCCAAGGUCCCUAAAUCUAAAAAGGCAUGAGGGCACCUGCAACAAGAAAGGCUUUUCUAAUGUGAGCACAUUCUGGGUUGGUUUUUUUUUUUGGGGGGGGGGGGUGUUUUUUUAGUUUUUGCUUGUUUUUAUUUUAUUUUUAAGCACUUCUAUGAUGGCGGCUUCAUUUCCUUACAAAGACUGUGACUGCUAUGCCUCUUCAGUGCUGAGGGGAACAGACUGAACCCAUGUAAUACAGAUGAUUUCUUGUUAUGUGAUCAAGGUUCUAUACCCUCUGCAGCCACACCUGCCACUUGAUACAAUGUAUCAGCCUUUGGAACUUUGAAACAACUCGCAGCUGCUGAUUGGCUGUUAACGCUGGCGAACAGCCAUCACCGUGGCAACGGCGUCUGUUGGGUGGGGUUAGCUGACAGCUUCAUUGAUAAACUGCUGGAGUCGGGGUUUCUAUUUAAUUGAAUUAAAUGUGUCCUGGGUCUUUGGAGGUAAUUUUGUAAAGAGAGUUCUAGGGACCAAUUUGUUUCUUUUGUAUAUGUUUUUUAUUUUUCUUAAAACAGUUUAUUUGCAUAGUAAUGUUAAUUUCAUGGUUCUGUUAAACAAGGAACAUUAAUGAAUAUUGGUUUUUGUUAUGCUUUAAUAAACUAAAUGUUACCUACUCCCACUUU
Molecule: messenger RNA, 1520 nt
Organism: Pelobates fuscus (common spadefoot toad)
Lineage: Eukaryota; Metazoa; Chordata; Amphibia; Anura; Pelobatidae
Product: histone H1.10-like
Exons: 1
Coding region: 16-888 (290 amino acids)
Biological process (GO): nucleosome assembly
Cellular component (GO): nucleosome
Molecular function (GO): structural constituent of chromatin; DNA binding
Source: RefSeq, a predicted model, not a curated record